AUGGCUGACAAAAAUUCGUUAAAUACUGUUAACGAUACUCGCAGCAAUCUCGUAGAAAAAACCUGCAAACUAUAUGACGAUAUAAAUCAAAUAAAUGCUUUGUAUAACUCCAUCAGCCGCAACGGAAUUAACGACAAUUUGUUUUUCAAACUAAUGCAUUUAAACAUUAGAAGUUUAGUUCACAAAUCAGAAGACUUACUCGAUUAUUUAAACAACUUUUCUUUUAAAUAUAACAUUAUUGGUAUAAGUGAAACGUGGAUGAAUGAUGACAAUAUCAAGUUAAUAAAUAUUACUGGUUAUGAUUUUGUUGGUAAAAAUCGGUCUGGUAAGCACGGUGGUGGAAUCGGUUUGUAUAUUGAUAACGGAAUUACGUAUAAAACAAGAGACGACAUCAAUAGCAUUAGCAGCAUAGAAUUAUUCAGCAUAGAAAUAACAAACGAUUGUUCCAAUAAAAAUGCAAUAAUUGUAAUAACAUAUCGGCCUCCUACCUAUGACGCAAAUAUGUAUCUUCAACAAAUCGAACCGGUACUACAAAUCAUAAGUCUAGAGAACAAAUUAGUUUAUCUGAUCGGUGACAUGAACAUCAAUUUACUUGAUGCUGAUUCAAAUGCCAGCAAAUUCCAACUUCAACGAUUAUUAACAUCAUACAACCUAUCAACUUUAAUAACAACCCCAACAAGAAUAAGUUUAAAUAAAAAUUCAGUCAUUGAUAACAUUUUCACGAGCGAACCAAAUGCAGUAGAAUUAUGUGGUACACAGGUAUGUGAUCUUUCGGACCACAUACCAAUUUUUAUAAUUGUAAAUAUGAAGUCUAACAGAAUCAAGAACCAUUUUCUGAAGGAGAAAUUAUACUCGUUUACAAGUGAACGAAUCAACAGACUGAACGAAUAUUUAAUAAACAUGGACUGGUCAAACGUUUUAAACUGUGAGAAUGUAAAUGUCGGGUUUCAACGAUUCAUAGAGAUUUUUGUAAAGAACUUCAACGAAUGCUGUCGUAUUUCAUCAGCAAGAAAAAUUAAAAAAAUAUCACGUGAUAAACUUUGGAUAACUGAUGAUCUUAAAAUAAUGUUAAAUAGAAAAACCAAACUGUAUACAAAAUAUCUAAAAAAUCCGAAUAUUGAAAAUCUAAUUGAAUUAAAGUCAAUUAGACAAUCUUGCAUCAAAUUUUAA
Helobdella robusta is the source of this 1170-nucleotide messenger RNA. RefSeq lists its product as hypothetical. Lineage: Eukaryota; Metazoa; Annelida; Clitellata; Rhynchobdellida; Glossiphoniidae. The record is from RefSeq and is a predicted model, not a curated record. The transcript has a single exon. Gene Ontology annotation, molecular function: catalytic activity. Bases 1 to 1170 code for a protein of 389 amino acids.